Messenger RNA from Linum tenue, 1133 nucleotides. Lineage: Eukaryota; Viridiplantae; Streptophyta; Magnoliopsida; Malpighiales; Linaceae. The record is from the annotation of a GenBank genome assembly.
UUUAGAAUACUUAUAUAUAGUCUUCCUCUGUUCUAUGUUUCUUCCUCCACAUUGCCCCUCAAAAAUGAAGCAGCUGCAGCAGAUUGGAGUCCUUGUCUCCUUCAUAUUCUCCAUCCAAUUGCACCUCCUUGGGGUAGCAUUGGGUCACCAAGUCACAUUUUAUGUACACAACAAAUGCCCCUUCCCAAUCUGGCCAGCCACAGCCUCCAACACCGGUCACCCAAUCAUCGCCGACGGCGGAUUCUACCUCCCGUCCGGUUCAACCCAACGCAUAAUCGCCCCGUGGGACUGGUCGGGCCGAAUCUGGGCUCGAACCGGUUGCAACUUCCACCCCACACCCACCACCUCCAAGAAUCGGACCAAUUGGCAACCCGCCUGCGAAACAGGAGACUGCGACGGCCGGCUCCAAUGUAACGGCCUGAUCGGAACCCCUCCGGCGACCCUCGUCGAAAUCACCCUCCAAGGCUACAAGGCCAGCCCGAAUUACUACGACGUCAGCCUCGUCGACGGCUACAAUCUCCCCGUAGCCGUCAUGAGCAAACCCAUCUCCUCCAAGUGCUCGAUCGGCGGGUGCGUCAGGAACCUGAACGAUUGCUGCCCGCCGGAGCUCCAGGUGCUGAGCCGGGAUGGGUCGGGUCGGGUCGUGGCCUGCAAGAGCGCUUGCACGGCGUUCAACAACGACGCGUUCUGCUGCCGGAAUGAGUACGGCACGCCGGCCAAGUGCCGGCCGAGCGUUUACUCGAGGCUGUUCAAGGAUGUUUGCCCGAGUUAUUAUAGCUACGCGUUUGAUUCGCCGCCGCCGCUGGUGAAAUGUGACGCCAAGGAGUAUGUGGUCACGUUUUGCCCUGCGUCGUGGGGCAGCGACGAGCUGCAAGAGAUGUGAGAUUAUCUGUGGGAAUGGGAAAUAAGGGCAGAGUAUGAUUUGUGAAAGGCAAAUUGCUGUAUAUAUGGUAAAAAAUGCAUAUAAUAUACUUGAGAUUGGGGGUUUAAAUAAGGCUUUGUAGUGGAAUUAUGUCAACAAGGAUAUUGGAGAUGGUGGGGGUAAUAUGUAGAUCACAAUGUGCAACACCAAGCUACCUUCUUAUAAUUAUUCUACUGGUAAAUUAACUAAAUUCAAUAUAUUAUUUUUUAAA